Messenger RNA from Xyrauchen texanus (razorback sucker), 2080 nucleotides. Its product is annotated as differentially expressed in FDCP 6 homolog. NCBI's taxonomy places the organism in Eukaryota, Metazoa, Chordata, Actinopteri, Cypriniformes, Catostomidae. The transcript is spliced from 11 exons. Gene Ontology annotation, cellular component: nucleus; cytoplasm. The coding region runs from base 230 to 2080 and encodes 616 amino acids. The record is from RefSeq and is a predicted model, not a curated record.
CGCAAUAGUUUUAUGGUAACUCAUUAAAAAAAUCACUAGUUUCGUACAAACCUUUAGUAUCAAUAUUUGUAUGCAAAAUAUGGAUCCUUUAGAUUCAUCCGCCAGACUGCAGUUCUCGCUGCUACCGGCAGGGGGCGCCAAAGGACAAAACCAGCAUCAGGAUGUGGACAGACUUAAACAAGGUUGAAAAAGACAAACAGAGAGGUGAAAUAUAAUCAGGUGUGUGAAUAUGGAGCUGAGAGCUGCUCUGCUCAAGAGUAUCUGGUAUGCCUUCACAUCUCUGGACACUGAAGACAGCGGGAAAGUGUCCAAAUCACAGCUCAAGGUUCUUUCUCAUAAUCUUCACAGUGUUUUGAGGAUUCCUCAUGACCCCGAGAGUCUCGAGAGACACUUCAGUGAUGAUGAUGAUGGUCCAGUGUCCAGUCAGGGGUACAUGCCGUACCUCAACCAGUUCAUCCUGGACAAGGUGGUGGACGGGAUGUUUGUGAAAGAGGAAGUGGAUGAGCUGUGCUGGACUUUGUGCUCCAAGAAAAACUACCAUUCCGACACACUCCGAGUUCUGACCAAUCGGGACGACCUACGGCUCUGGUGUCUCUUCAACUUGUUGGCGGAGGACAAAUAUCCUCUCGUGCUCGUGCCAGAAGAGGCGGAGUAUUUACUGAGGAAGAUCAGCGCUGUGAUGACGCUGGAGUUGAACUGCAUUGAGAUGGAGGAGUAUCUGUCGCGGGACUGCGUUCAGAAGGACGGACUGAGCGUCUGGAGUUUUCUGGAGCUGGUGAACUUGGUCGUAGUGAGUCGAGGAGUGGACCGAGAGAGCAUCAGUAUGGCUGUAGAGCAGGUCUAUCGAGAGAUGGUCGGAAAUGUCCUGAAAGAGGGAUAUCUGUGGAAGAAAGGUCAUUUACGCAGGAACUGGACUGAGCGCUGGUUCUGUCUGAAGCCCGGUUCCCUCUCGUACUACGUGAAUGAGGAUGGGAGAGAGUGUAAAGGUGUCAUUGAAAUGGACCAGAACUGCUGCGUGGAGGUGCUGUCGGACAGAGACGGGAAGAGAUGCAUGUUCUGUGUGAAGACGCUCAACAAAACAUUUGAGAUCAGCGCACAAGACUCCAGACAGAGACAAGAGUGGAUCACAGCGCUCCACACAGCUCUGCGUCUGUAUAUGGAGGGGAGGAGCUCUCUGCACGAGGAGCUGAAGGAGCGUCGCCGUGAGCUGCGUGAGGAGAGGGAGAGGAGGCGUGUGCUGUGGGCGGAGGAGACGCGCAGACUGCAGGAGCUUCAGGGGGAGCGUGAGGAGCAGCUGAAAGAGCUGGAACUCCUGAAGGAGGCACAGAAACAAGCUCGGGCCUCUCUAAAGCAGGAGGAGCAGAGGAGGCGCAGUCAGCAUGAGGAGCUGCAGAAAACCCUGCAGAGACAGCUGCAGGAGGCGCAGGAGGCGCGGGAGGAUCUUUGUGCAGAGGUGGCGGUUCGUGAUCUAGAAGCUGAACAUCAGCGCAGGAGAAUUAAAGAGCUGGAAGAUCUUCAUCACAGACAGCAGGAAGCUCUAGAGCAACAGAUCCGAGCUCGACAAGAGGAGGAGACGUACAGAUACACACAGAACAGGCUGCUGGCUGAGGAGGAGGAGAAGGUGAAGUCACUCCUGUCACUGCAAGAGGAGCAGGAGGAGCAGCUCCAUCAAACGCAGCGGGAGAAGCAGGAGCUCAAGCUGGAGAUAGAGAGGAAGUCUCAGGCUCUCGAUGAGGCCCAGCACCAACUCGAUAAAGUUCGGGCCAGUCGACGCAGAGUAGACCAGGACAUUGCGGCCGCUCAGCGUAAACUCCGACAGGCCAGUACAAGUGUGAAACACUGGAACGUUCAAAUGAAUCGACUCCUGCACCCCAUCGGCCCUGGAGAUAGGAGACUUUCCUCCAGUGAUCCUCUCGUCCCUGCGGUCUGUGUUCCCACCGUCAGUGAGACUGACCCAAGAGCUGCACAGCGACCUGCGAGAGACACCGACAAACAGAACAGACUUGACUGUGACGAGAACAGCAGCAGAGAGAACAUGGACUGCAGCAACAAUGAGACCGAACCAGCUGAUGUUGAGUAA